GCAACCCUGCAGGAUCUGCAAGCCCUCAAUGCCAACUUCUCUAGUGCGGACGUUGAAGAUCUUCUCACUCUCAGACAGCUGGCCAAGUUCGCAGCGACUCCCUCACAGCUGAAGACAACACAAGAUGUGACAAAAAUCAUGAGAGUCAUUGAUCCUGUUGACUUUGGUGCUUUCUUUGACAUAGUCUCACCAGCCAUUGAGAUCCACCCAGCCAACUACACAGUGGAGGUGAAAUCUGCCUUUCUCCAGGCAGUGUUUGACAGAGGGAAUCUGUCCUCUCCAGCUAUCAAUGACGACGAGUUCUUGCUGUGGCUGAGGGUUCGACUGAGACCUCUCCUGGUCAACCUCUCUCCCAGCUUGGUGACACCAUUAUUCGACAUUGUGAACAAGAGGAGUUGCAACAGCAGCCAAGAGAUGAUUACAUUGCUGGACACACAACACUUGACACUCAGCAACAACACCCAACAGGAGAUCUACAAAAGAACCCUCCUCCUCCUCCAAGAUUCAACGCUCCUCAAGUGUUACAGUGGUGGAAGCUUCUACAUCUAUCUGAGAAGCACUUUCCUCAGCUUUGGUUUUCCAGAUUUGUCCACAUUCACAUCACUUCUGCCACAGACACACGAGUCAGAGCUCCUAAGUACCAUCAGCACCUCAGAGCUGCGUCAGUUCCUCAGCCAACCCAAUGUGAUUGGUAACAACUCUGACAUCUGUGUCAUCUUCAACAACUACAACAACACUCGUGCCUUCCUAGAAAAUGAGGAUGUUCCAGAUGAUGUGAAGAUGGUGAUCCUUCCCUGUGUUUGGCCUUUGGCGCUGAGCAGCAACACCAGAUCCGAAGUGGAUUUCUGGUUCGACCUGCGGCUGAAAAACUAUAUUAGAUUCCUCAGCAAGAGCCUCAUCAGUCCCAACACAGUGCAGAAUGCUUCAUGUCUUGCCUUCCAGAAACUGGUCUCUGUAAUGGGAAAUAACUUCACAUACAACUCGGAGUUUGGACAGGGUGAUGUAUACACCACCAUGAGCACCUACUUGAGAACUGGCUCUGAAACCAGAUGCUACAAUGCCAGUGAUGCAGAACAAAAUUCUACCGCCUGGUUUGUCAAUUACAUCGGGAACUUUGUGACAUUCAUCACUGUGGAUGAUCUCACCACCUUCAUCUCCACCAGUCAAGCUGAAGUUUUCUUGGUGGACCAAGCCAACCUGGAGCUCUUCAACAACACAGCAAUCCCACAAAAUGUAACGGACUACUACGUCUCACAACUUUUUGCAUUCCACCCAACCUUUAGCCCUCUGAAGGUUCCUGGCCUUUUCAUAUGCUCUUCUGAGGUCCCAAGUGCGACAUAUUCUUCUUUGAAUGAAUCUGAUACCAUACUCAUCCUGAAGGAGCUGAAUGAAUUAUGCAAUGGAACAGAGGAUCCUCAGGUGUCUGCUGCUCUGGCAUCCAACAUCCAGACCUUCACAUCAGAGACGAUUGUGACCCUGGGCAGUGCCACCGGAGGCCUGACCAGCAGCCAGAUCACGUCAAUUUCCCCUUCAGUGCUGAUUUCCUCUUUGUCCACCCUGAACACAGUCAGCACCUGGAACCAGGAGCAGUCCACCACAAUCAUCCAAGUCAUGACUGCCUCAGGCUUCCUGAUCAGUGGAUCCUCCCUGGAAUCCCUCGGCACACUCAUUGCUGGAGUUCCUUCAGGCUCAAUUAAACAAAUCUCAGCGUCUCAGCUAUUCACCCUCUCCCAGAGCAGCACCUUUGUUUCCAACAUGGUGAAAGCCCCCACAGUCGUCCAACAGACCUUCGUCCAAAAGAUUAUUACUGUGAACACAAAUGCAGCCAGCGUGGUGCAGAAUGUCCCUGAUGCUAUGGCAGCUGAGAUUCCACCGUCCUUGCUGGCACUGUCUGCGGAGACUGUGGAUAUCAGUGUGAUUAACAGAAAGCAGUGGACAGCAGAUCAGGCCGCCAUGUUUUUUGGAACACUGGAUGGAGCAAACAUUGACACCGAAGAGCUUAAUCCGUCUGUUCUGCAAGGCUUCACGUGCACGUCAGUUUCCAAAAUGAAAAAACCCAGAAUCCGAAGAAUGGUCCGUGCCUGUAGGCCGAGGAGAAGGAGGUCCAAGGUGCAGCUGAAAGAAUCACAGCUUACAUGCAUGUACAACCUGGUCCAAGACAACCUCUCCCAGAAAUUCACAGAGUAUCCCUCAGACAUGCUUCUCUACUUAAAGAGCAAAGAUGUCACGAGUGCCAACUGCAGGUCAUACUUUUCCGCAGUGGGUGCUGCAGACUUCUCUGUGGCCUCCAGCAUUUUGAACAAGGCAUCGCUGCUACUCAGUGAAGCCAGGACCUGCUUGGGUAUAAGUGGUGUGACUCUGAGCAGAGACAAUGUGGAGGUCCUAGGGAACAUGGCCUGCACUCUGGACGGUUCUUACAUCGAGAACGCUGAUCUUCUAAUUCUGGAAAAACUCAAAGUCUGCACCGACUUCUCUAAGAGCCAGGCGGCUGCCAUGGAGAGGCUGCUGCUGUCUGGGGAAACAAAAUACGGGAUUGUCAAGACCUGGAACAAGCUUACACUGCUAAGCCUUGGUGACCUGCCUCUAUAUUUCACAGGAGCCAUUUGGGGCCAGAUCAAAACUAGAACAAAGAGAAGGUUCCUUAGGACCUUUCUGUUCCAACUGAGGCAAAAAAAGACAAAGAAGAGCAAGCUCAAGAAGCUGGUUCGAGAGGCUCGCACUCGCAGGACAAAACGAGGAGCAGGCUGCACUGUGGGCAACAUCACCCAGGUGACAGUCAGCGACAACGCCUUCCCCUUUGGUUACGACCAGACUCAGUUUGACCUCUGCCUGGACAUCCCUGUUCUGAGGGACAACCUCAACUCUAUCUGCGAGAAAGUGGACGAGGAUGAUUUCCAGAAGAUAAUUCUGACGAAACUCAACCAGGCAUUCCCAUCGGGUGUUUCUGAUGAGAAAGUUCAGGUGCUCGGUUCAGUGUCUCGUGUGGCGUCAGUUGGUGACAUCUCCAAGUGGAGCAUCACUAAAGUUGACACUCUGGCAGCACUCAUGAAAGCUGAUGAUGGAUCAUGGGAGGCAGCAAAGAGCAAAGCAAUCAUCACCAAGUAUCUGGGUACUUCUGGGAACUCCCUGGGAAGCACUGAGCUGAACAGUAUUGACUCCAACGUGUGCUCGUUAGACACCAGUACACUGAGGACCAUCACCGCAGAUAGUAUCAGAAAUGCCAAACCACUCAAUGUGGCGUCAUGUUCAUUGGAGCAGAAGAGAGUCCUGUAUGAGAUCAGUAACAUUUCCUUCAGCUCACCGAGUUCCAGCUCCAAUACCUAUUACAAUUUGAUACGUCCCUAUCUAGGUGGGGCACGUCUGUCGGACGUAGUAGCACUAUCAACCACGAACAUCAGCAUGGACAUAAACACUUUCGAGAGUCUGGAUCCUAAUGUGACCGCUGGUUUGACUGUGGCCGAUGUGAAACUCCUCGUGGGUAGCCAUGUACAAAAUCUGAAGUUGUUUGAGAACGCUACCCAAGUUGAGAACUGGAGAAACAUGCAAACGCAGUCAGACCUGGACAAACUGGAUGUGGGCCUAACCACCAACAGAGUCACCAGUGCCACAAACCCUACCACAUCAGCUGGAACCAGCAGCAUGACAACAACACAGGGAAGCUCAAGCAGCUCAGGUGCAAACCCGACCACAGUGACGACACCACAAGCUACUACCACAAGCGAUGGAGCUCAGCUUGCAAGAUACCCAACGUCCAUAUUUGUGGUUGCUCUGCUGACAACUGUGCUGCAAAUGCUACAACCAGUCUAAAUAGACUCGUGACUUCCUAAUCAUAUCAAUCAAUAAUCAGCAACUAUUAAAUUCAUUUUUCAGUAAUGGUAACACCUCGGGAUCUUGAUUCAUUCAUAUUUUUGUAAGUUAUGUAUUCAUGCUACAAGAAAAUUGUUUUAUUGCAACUGUUUAACGUCUGAUUCACUCUAUCCCUUCAUGUUGUAAAACUAUGUCAUUGAACAAUCACAGCUGUUAGUUUUAUUUUAAGUGGUGAUCGGGAUUAUAUUCUGGGAUUUUUUAAAUUAAGCACCGUCAAUAACAUGUUUGUUAAAUUUUUAUCAAAAUCGAAUUAAAAAUGAAUCUUAAUGUCAAUGUAUUAUCUAUUAUUACAAUUUAAACUGCCUUUCUAUUCUUUGAAUCAAUAAACACAUACUAA
Molecule: messenger RNA, 4204 nt
Organism: Anarrhichthys ocellatus (wolf-eel)
Lineage: Eukaryota; Metazoa; Chordata; Actinopteri; Perciformes; Anarhichadidae
Product: otoancorin
Exons: 29
Coding region: 139-3807 (1222 amino acids)
Biological process (GO): cell-matrix adhesion
Cellular component (GO): cell surface
Source: RefSeq, a predicted model, not a curated record